Molecule: messenger RNA, 2916 nt
Organism: Xyrauchen texanus (razorback sucker)
Lineage: Eukaryota; Metazoa; Chordata; Actinopteri; Cypriniformes; Catostomidae
Product: SKI family transcriptional corepressor 1 homolog-B
Exons: 8
Coding region: 139-2421 (760 amino acids)
Biological process (GO): negative regulation of transcription by RNA polymerase II; negative regulation of BMP signaling pathway
Cellular component (GO): nucleus; transcription regulator complex
Molecular function (GO): DNA-binding transcription factor activity, RNA polymerase II-specific; RNA polymerase II cis-regulatory region sequence-specific DNA binding; SMAD binding
Source: RefSeq, a predicted model, not a curated record
GGGAAUCCAAGGCGUCUGGUAACCUGAACGCACGGAUAGAAAGCGUUUAUCCAAAGCACUCAACGGUCUCCAAUUCGCGUUUUUCAUCAACUCAUAAAAGGCACUUCGCGUUCAUCUAUAAAAAAAAGAUUUCCAGGAAUGGAAUCUAUCCCAAAUCAACUGCCGGCUGGAAGAGACGCCAGCUGUUCGCCGAACUCUAAACAGGACCUGCAGUCUUACACUGGCCCAACACUGAAGCCGAACCAAGUCAGUGAGACGUCUUUAUACGGAAUACCAAUCGUUUCACUAGUGAUAGACGGCCAAGAGAGACUUUGCCUAGCCCAAAUAUCCAACACUCUUUUGAAGAACUACAGCUAUAACGAAAUCCACAACCGACGUGUGGCCCUGGGCAUCACCUGUGUGCAGUGCACUCCGGUCCAGUUGGAAAUUCUCAGGCGCGCGGGGGCAAUGCCCAUUUCCUCGAGACGCUGCGGAAUGAUUACGAAGCGAGAGGCCGAGAGACUCUGCAAGUCGUUCCUCGGCGCUCACAGCCCUCCGAAAUUACCAGAAAAUUUCGCUUUUGAUGUAUCACAUGAAUGCGCCUGGGGCAGCCGGGGCAAUUUCAUCCCAGCCAGGUACAAUAGCUCAAGAGCGAAAUGCAUUAAAUGUUCCUUCUGCAACAUGUAUUUCUCUCCAAAUAAGUUCAUAUUUCACUCUCAUCGCACGCCGGAGUCCAAAUACACACAACCCGACGCUGCGAACUUCAACUCGUGGAGGAGACACUUAAAACUGAGCGAUAAAAACUCACCGGAUGACGUGGCCCAUGCUUGGGAAGACGUAAAAGCAAUGUUUAACGGUGGCAGCCGCAAGAGGACGCUGCCGGUCGGCAGGUCUGGUAGUUCAUCCCCGCUGCGUACACAAGGACCAGGAGGUCAGCACCAGGGGGAAUCAUCUGAGGUGCCCCACAAAACUCUCCGCUGUGAGGAUGACAGGAGGGCCGUAACCAUGCCGAGUAGCUUACGCAGUUACCCCGUCAUUCCAGUGCCCAGCAAAAGUUUUGGGAUGUUACAGAAAAUCCCACCACCACUCUUUCCACAUCCAUAUGGUUUUCCAGCGUUUGGAUUGUGUCAAAAGAAAGAUGACGGUGUGGUGAUGGGUGAGCCCAACAAAACAAACCUGUCAGGUGUGUUCUGGCCGAGCGCUAAGGACAGUGCAUAUCCCUCCUUUCCGGUGUUUUGGCCCACAACAGGCAGCCUGGCCAUGCCAACAUACCACCAUGCCCAACCUAAGCCUCCAUCUGACGUGUUAUGCACCAGACAUAGUGAUCUAGACGUGUCUGAGCAAAGUGACCGAAGCACGAGUACUCCCAAAGACAGUCUGAUUGAUAAUGAACGCUGCUCCAGCACUCAAUCUGCCCGGAAUGAAGAGGAUAAAUCCGGAGACGAGAGUAGGUCAACAGAAGGGAUGCCAGCUACUCCGAGAAAAAUAAGCUACAUAUCAGCAUUCAGACCAGUUGUUAAAGAUGUUGAGAGCAUCGCAAAACUAUAUGGCAACAGGGGUCCAUAUUCUGCUCCCAGAUCUGGCUAUCUGUCACCAGAUUUCUUGAGUGAAAGUUCUAGUUAUAGGUCUGUUUCUCCUGAUGUUGACAGCGUAGAUGAUCCGGAUGUGGAUGUGGAGUCACAUAAGGUACACGAAGAUGACGAAUGUCUGCAGCUGUCUGUGGAUGACCGGCGGAGUCCCCCCGGGUCGACCGUGGCGCAGAGUGAGGGGGGUAAAGUCCAAGAGCAAGAAAACAGCCAAAUACACACUAUGAGUGAUCUACAUACGGUGAAUUCAAGUGAAACGCGGCGUUCAGACUUGGAGAGCCACGGCCAGUCAUUUGAAAGCAAUAAACACACGACGCGCUUUGAAGUGUAUGCGCGUGAAAGAGACGAGCACGUGCAUCAAAUGAGCACCUCUUAUUUUGGAUCAACUACAACUUACCAACGCGACCCGAUGGAGACGAAUGUUAAAGACGUGCAUGAAGAAGAGCCUUCGUCGACAGUGGAGGAGAUGGAACCCAAAGCUCAUCAGGACCAAACGAACGUCCCCGAUGAUCGCCUGAAGGAACACAAUGAUGAUGAGGAAGCAAUGCGAAAAAACGCUGGCAGCAGGAUAUGCUUGAUUGAGCGGGACAUAGGGAACAUGGCCAAAGAGGAAUUGCAGAAACAACUUGUGGAACAAGUUGAGCUUAGAAAAAAGUUGGAGCGCGAGUUCCAGAAUCUAAAAGACAGUUUUCAAGACCAAAUGAAAAGGGAGCUCUCAUACAGGGAGGAAAUGGUGCAGCAACUCCAGAUUGUUCGAGAAGCUCACGACGCUUUACACCAUUUCUCAUGUAAGAUGCUGACACCUCGUCACUGCACUGGGACGUGCACCUUCAAGACUCCUCUUUUACCACCUUGAUGGAUACCAAUUCAAGAUAAAUGUGUUCUUUAGAAAGACUGUUGUCAAAUCAAAUUUACGUUUUUCUGUCAACACUGUCAACCUUUAACCCUGAAUUAAGCAAGUGUGUACUGUAGUAUUUUAGCUCUUACACUGUAAUGAAGUCAUUUUCAUUAGCAAAAGAGUGUUUUCAGACUCACUGUAUGUACUGUAUAAUUUAUAUAAAGUUCUAGAAAAUUGUGUUAUUAAUAAAAAGACGUUCCUCUAAAAAAUAUUAUCAUCAUCUGUAGAAAUCACUGGUAUUAAGUGGCUAUGUGCAAUGCAUAUAUUUGUUCUGUAUCCUUUGAUACCCUUUUUGUUUGUGAUAUGUUAGGACAUUUUGUUUAAAUUAGAUGCUACUAUAAUUUAUGUUUUUGUAUUAUUUUAUUUAUUCCAUGUCCAUGUUGGUUGUUUUAUUCUCAUCUGCAACUUUGUAUAAUAUUGAUGUAAAGCACUUUAAAUUGGCAGCCCUAAUUA